Molecule: messenger RNA, 1557 nt
Organism: Drosophila gunungcola (fruit fly)
Lineage: Eukaryota; Metazoa; Arthropoda; Insecta; Diptera; Drosophilidae
Gene: Or85d
Product: putative odorant receptor 85d
Exons: 3
Coding region: 1-1245 (414 amino acids)
Biological process (GO): sensory perception of smell; detection of chemical stimulus involved in sensory perception of smell
Cellular component (GO): plasma membrane
Molecular function (GO): odorant binding; olfactory receptor activity
Source: RefSeq, a predicted model, not a curated record
AUGGCAGCAAUAAGUAAAACUCAAGCCGUUGAGGAUCAGGAAAAAUCGGAGCCCAUUCCGCUGACAAGCUUUCUAAAGUAUGCAAAUGUUUUCUAUCUAUCGAUUGGAAUGCUGGCCUACGAUCACAAGAAUAAUGGUAAAAGAAGGCAGCUCUUGCUUCACUGGAUAUUCGUUGCCCAGAUGGUGAACCUGAAUGCAGUGCUCCUUUCGGAACUGAUCUACGUAUUCCUGGCGAUUGCCAGUGGUAGCAACUUUCUGGAGGCCACCAUGAAUCUAUCGUUUAUUGGUUUCGUCAUUGUUGGAGACCUCAAAAUCUGGCACAUUUGGAGGCAGAGAAACAAACUCACCCAAGUGGUCAACGAAUUGGAGCAUUUGCAUCCGCAGCGACUGGAUCAGCAGGUGACAUACAACGUUAAGGAUCACCUGAGUGGCUAUAGACGCUAUAGCAAGUUCUACUUUGGCAUGCAUCUGGUGCUGAUCUGGACGUACAACCUCUACUGGGCUGUUUACUACCUGGUCUGCGAUUUCUGGCUGGGAGUACGGAAAUUUGAGAGGAUGCUGCCCUAUUACUGCUGGGUGCCCUGGAAUUGGAAAACUGGACAUAGCUACAACUACUACCUGAUGUAUGUCUCGCAGAAUAUCGCGGGACAGGCAUGUCUCUCCGGUCAAUUGGCGGCCGAUAUGUUGAUGUGCGCCUUGGUCACCCUCCUGGUGAUGCACUUCCUCCGCCUUUCCGGGCAUAUUGAGGGGCAUGUGGCGGGUGUGGCAUCGCCCAAGCGGGAUCUGCAGUUCCUUCAGGCGGUGGUGGCCUAUAACCAGCGGUUGCUCAAUCUCUGCCAGCACAUCAACGAGAUCUUUGGGGUGUCGCUUCUCUGCAACUUCGUUUCCUCGUCCUUCAUCAUCUGCUUUGUGGGAUUCCAGAUGACCAUCGGCGGCAAGAUCGACAAUCUGGUGAUGCUCGUCCUCUUUCUCUUCUGCGCCAUGGUGCAGGUUUUCAUGAUUGCCACAUAUGCCCAGCGGCUCAUCGAUGCGAGUGAGCAGAUAGGUCAGGCUGUCUACAACCACGACUGGUACAACGCCAACUUACGCUAUCGCAAAAUGCUAGUCCUGAUUGUUAAGAGGGCACAACAACCAAGUUGCUUAAAGGCCACCAUGUUCCUGAGUGUAUCACUGGUCACUGUGGCGGAUCUCCUACAACUAUCCUACAAAUUCUUUGCCCUGCUGCGCACAAUGUACAGUACGUGAAGUGGAUGCCUUUUGUGAUUAUGGCCACAAUUUAACAGCCAAACAUCAGGUGGCAGUGACAUUGUGUGGAGCAAAGGUGCAAUUCAUCGCAAGCCAAUAACUUACGCCAGUUGCCGCACAGAGUUGUGGUUUUUAAUUAAAGUAGUAGCUGAAAUGAUUAGCGCGAAUCGCAGGUCACGGAAUAAAAUCAAACCGCAGUAGCAAUGAUUAAUUAUCGACAUUUCGUUUGCACAAAGAGCCGAUGCCAAAUGCCAGACAAAGCAUUUUGGUGCUUUUAGAAUUAGCGACUCCGUCAACCUCUUUCCCUUUACA